UCUUCCAUAACUUAUACACUUCGCUCCCUGCUAACUCAUACACUGUCUCUCCUCUACUUGUCUCUCUUCGGACAAUGCCUCUCUCCUAAGUCCUAACCUCCAAAACCUCAAAAGACAUUAAAAACACACAUUUUCUCUUCCUUUCAAACCAUUAUCAAAAAAUGGUUACGAAAAAUCUUCUUUUUUUCUUCUUCCUUCUCAACUCCUUUCCUUUCUCCAAACCAGAUCUCGCCGCCGACCGGGCGGCGCUUGUCUCUCUACGCUCCUCAGUCGGCGGCCGUACUCUCUUUUGGAAUAUUACCCAGUUGUCUCCUUGCUCUUGGGCUGGAGUUACCUGCGAAGGUAACCGUGUUGUUGUACUCCGCCUUCCUGGAGUAGCACUUUCAGGCCAACUACCCACCGGCAUUUUCGCUAACUUAACUCAACUACAUACUCUUAGUCUCCGUCUCAAUGCUCUAACUGGUGAGCUACCUUCAGAUCUCGCUGCUUGUGCUAAUCUCAGGAACCUCUACUUGCAAGGAAAUUUGUUAUCUGGCGAGAUCCCAGAGUUCCUGUUUAGUUUACGUGAUCUUGUACGUCUCAAUCUAGGUGAAAACAACUUCACCGGCGAGAUCUCGGCGGGUUUCCAAAAUUUCACAAGAUUAAGGACUUUAUACUUGGAGAACAAUAGAUUAUCUGGGUCAAUUCCUGAUUUGAAGUUGGAGAAGUUAGAGCAAUUCAAUGUUUCAAAUAAUGUGUUGAAUGGGUCUAUACCUGAAAGAUUUAAGGCUUUUGAUUCGAGUUCGUUUUUGGGUAAUUCACUAUGUGGGAAACCAUUAGCUAAUGCUUGUAUCACUGCUGAAAAUAGUAGUAGCAUAGUUGUGCCAAGUUCACCAACAGACAGUGGCAAUGGAAGUAAAAGAAAGAAGCUAUCUGGUGGUGCUAUUGCUGGUAUUGUGAUUGGAUCUGUAAUUGGCUUCUUUUUGAUUGUUUUGAUUUUGAUGUUUUUAUGUAGAAAGAAGGGUAGCAAGAAGUCAAGAUCGAUAGACAUUGCGUCUAUUAAGCAACAAGAACUUGUAAUUCCAGGAGAAAAGCCAAUUGGAGAGUUGGAGAAUGCAAAUGGAAAUGGGUAUUCAGUGGCGGCUGCUGCAGCGGCUGCAAUGGUGGGGAAUGGGAAAGGAGUAGGGGAAGUGAACGGAGCUGGGGCUAAAAAGUUGGUGUUCUUUGGUAAGGCUUCAAGGGUGUUUGACUUAGAAGAUUUAUUGAGAGCCUCUGCAGAGGUGUUGGGGAAGGGAACAUUUGGGACUGCUUAUAAGGCUGUGUUGGAGGUGGGGACUAUUGUGGCUGUUAAAAGAUUGAAGGAUGUAACUAUUUCUGAUAGAGAAUUCAAGGAGAAGAUUGAGAUGGUGGGAGCUGUGGAUCAAGAAAAUUUGGUCCCUUUAAGAGCUUAUUAUUAUAGCAGAGAUGAAAAGCUGCUUGUUUAUGAUUACAUGCCUAUGGGAAGCUUGUCUGCUCUUUUGCACGGAAACAAAGGAGCUGGCAGGACUCCAUUAAACUGGGAAAUUAGAUCUGGUAUUGCCCUUGGAGCUGCCCGCGGCAUCCAGUACUUGCACUCUCAAGGUCCUAAUGUCUCCCAUGGAAACAUUAAAUCAUCCAAUAUCCUGCUCACUCAGAACUAUGAAGCUCGAGUAUCUGAUUUUGGACUUGCUCACCUUGUUGGUCCUUCCUCCACCCCCAACCGAGUCGCCGGAUACCGAGCACCAGAGGUGACUGAUCCCCGCAGAGUUUCCCAGAAAGCUGAUGUUUAUAGCUUCGGUGUAUUGCUAUUAGAGUUGCUCACUGGGAAGCCCCCGACACAUGCCUUAUUGAAUGAGGAAGGUGUUGAUCUUCCCCGGUGGGUUCAGUCCAUAGUUCGAGAGGAAUGGACUUCAGAGGUGUUUGAUCUUGAACUCCUUAGGUAUCAGAAUGUAGAGGAGGAAAUGGUUCAGCUUUUGCAGCUUGGAAUAGAUUGUGCAGCUCAAUACCCUGAUAAUCGCCCGUCAAUGUCCGAAGUAACCAGCCGGAUUGAAGAGCUAUGUCGUUCCAGUCAACGGGAAGAGCAAGAUCUACAGCUGGAUGUAGUUGAUGUGGAUGAUAACUCAUCUAGGUGAGAUGAUCAUAUCACUCCAUGGAUUUUAAAAGGAUCUUCAUUGCAUCAUGUUUAAUCUUUGUUCUUUGUCAUAUGGUUGAUUUGGACCUAAACUUCUUUAAGUUAGGAGCCAACUGUCAUUUAAUUUUUUUUUUUUCUUUUUCCCAUUUUGUACUAGUUUUCUUUUUCUUUUUUUUUUCUUUUUAUUUUUUUAUUUUUAGCUUUUUCAUCAAUACUUUGGGGAGGAUAUGGAUAUCUGCUACUCUAUUUGUUCUUGUUGGGUGGAAAAUGGUGGUUGUAAUUAUUACAUUUGCUUUUGCUUUUGAUGCAACUUUUCAUCUGUUCAGAUUGGGAUAUUUAAGUUGCUUUGAGAUUGUUGGUUGUAA
Molecule: messenger RNA, 2493 nt
Organism: Jatropha curcas
Lineage: Eukaryota; Viridiplantae; Streptophyta; Magnoliopsida; Malpighiales; Euphorbiaceae
Product: putative inactive receptor kinase At1g48480
Biological process (GO): protein phosphorylation
Molecular function (GO): ATP binding; protein binding; protein kinase activity
Source: RefSeq, a predicted model, not a curated record